This is a messenger RNA of Dreissena polymorpha, 5597 nucleotides long. RefSeq names its product low-density lipoprotein receptor-related protein 1-like. The record is from RefSeq and is a predicted model, not a curated record. The transcript has 28 exons. Lineage: Eukaryota; Metazoa; Mollusca; Bivalvia; Myida; Dreissenidae. Bases 103 to 4677 code for a protein of 1524 amino acids.
CUCGCCUCUCUUGCGGACAAUAACGUAUUGAUUUCAUAUUUUAAUUGCGAAUGGGUAUUUCUGAUUUGCGAUCAAUACGACAUUAUAAUAUUUAAAGCGCAUAUGAAUAUAGACGUAAACAUCAACUGUGCGCGGUUAGUGAUUGACUCAAACAUGGAUCUCACUUUUGUGUUGUGCACGGUGGCAGCGCUUUCUGUGUAUGCGAAUUCCCAAUACAUGAAUGGAACUGAAGAGAAGGGCCUCAUCUUUACUGCGAGAAACACCAGGGGAACCAGAGCAGCACUCUGGCACUUACCCACGAUGCCCCCGUACGAUGAAGUGCCGGAAACGGUGACUAUAGUACCGUUUAAUGAUCGUUUCCUACAGUUCUACAGCCUCGAUGUCGACUUUAGGAAGAAGAUCGUUUACAUCUACGAUAGGCAUUACAGGUCGCUUCUAGCCGUUGAAAAUUACACAGCAAGUAUGGAUAACAUAGCAAGGGAAAAACCCUUCCACCUUGGUGUUUCAACCGGUACUGUUCAGAUCGCCGUUGAUUGGUUGUCGCACACAAUCUAUUGGACCGACUCCACCUAUCGUUGGAUUGCUGCCGCCCCUGGGGCAAUUGAAAAGAUGGACAAUGACAUCUACAAAAUCAUUGCCGAUACGAACCUCUACCAUCCUGAUGGCAUGACGUUGGAUCCUCUUGAUGGUUUCCUCUUCUGGACGGACAGUGGUCUUUAUCCAAAGAUUGAACGAUCAGAUAUGGCCGGAAGAGACAGAAAGACCCUUAUCACAAAAGGUCUCAUUUCACCAAUAUCAUUGGAAACGGACAUUGCGAACAAACGAAUUUAUUGGAUAGAUACAGCUACAGAAAACAUCGAAUCUUCGAAAUACGACGGUACCGACAGGUUGACAUUAAAACGGAUAACAUUGUCAACGUUGUUUGAUCUCGCAAUUUUCAGGGAUGUACUCGCCGUCACGGAUAUAAACAGCAACCGCAUAAUGUUUUUUAACACGACCAAUGGCGAAAAAGCCGCAGCGAGCAUUUAUUUAUCAAGAUAUAUAACGUACAAUAUAGCGACUUAUUUCCUAGAAAGCCAACCAUUGAGAGCAGAUGGCAAAGAUCCGUGCCUCGCUUUGAACUGCACACAUAUGUGCAUUACAACAGCAACAGGAGGAGAGUGCGCAUGCGCGGAAGGCUUCGUUUUCAAUCAAUCGACCAACUCGUGUGACGAGAAUAGCAAAGUGUAUCACAGAGCCAUGAUUCUUGCCGACGACACUUCCAUAUGCCUGACCGACAUUCGAGUGGCUGCGGACACAAGCUAUGUCUGUGUCACCAUAUUUGAUUUCGAUACCAGCUGGUUUCCAAAUAAUACCUUGCCGCCUAAUGAAAGCCGAUCGACAAUAGCUUACUUGGACGUAAGCAUGAAGAACCGGGUACUGUACAUAGCUGACAGCAGCGGACAUAUCUUCAGACGUUCGGUUGACCUUCCGAAGGAAGACAUUGCCCUAGAUCUAUUGACUACAGCAAGUGGCAGGAUAACAGGACUAGCAUACGAUUGGACAGAUAACAAUUUAUACUGGUCUCAGUCCAAUGGAGCGAUAUUCGUAAUCAACGUCGAUGAUAGUGCCACGAGACGCGUGUUGGCGAAUGCUGGAAAUAUUACAAACCUUGUUGUGGUGCCACAUGUGAGGCGCCUUGGCUUUACGACUGCUGGCACUAUUAAAGCAGUUCUUAUGGACGGCACAAAUAUGACGACAGUGUUUUCAGAAGAAAAUUCGAAUACAACGAUUUCGGAACUUGUCGUUGACUAUGACGAACACAUGUUUUAUUGGGUGUCGACGAGCUCCACAAGAACUUACAUGUACAAGAUGACGAUUUACGGCAAUGAAACUAGAACGACAAUUAAUAGCAAUAUUGAUCGGACUACGUCCUUAAUAGCAGUUUAUAAGGGAUAUAUCAAGUGGAUGUACCCAAACCCUGUUAGCUCUAGGAGGACUUACUACAAGUCAGUUUCUAAACUGGCACCAACAGCUACCACGUCGGGCUCCUUUAAUUUGCGGGCAGUGGCGCUGAAGAUGCUGGACGCAAGCGUUCAAAAUAUGGAAACGGAUAAGUGUGCUUAUCUUAAUGGCGGAUGUGAACAGAUAUGCAUAUCCUACCACACGGAUGAAAACACGUUCGAGAGAAAAUGUGAAUGCUCUGCUGGUUACACUUCUGUUAAUACAAACUGCAUUUUGAAGACAAUUUCUCCGGUGGACUUUGCAAUUGUCUACGAUACGACAUAUACGAAUGUCAUGCAGAUUGACCUUAGGACGAAUGAGCAGGCUGUCGUUCCUUUGAAGGAUGUGUCCUAUGUAUUUGGGCUCCUCUACGAUAUUGAAACCAAACGGAUCAUUUGGUCUGAGCGUGGGAAUCCAAUUGUAUACAGCGCUUUCUUGAAUGGAACCGGUGUCAAAGUAGUCGGAAAAACAGGAAGCAGCGUUGUCACGCGAUUUGCAAAAGACGAAACGACGGGAAAUAUUUAUUACACAUCAAUGUCCACUUCAUUAGACCAGCAUGUGGGGGUAAUAACUCCAUCGGGCGACACGAUAUACCUUGUUGAUUAUUUUUUGGGAGAUGCAAAGGGAUCAAUUGCAGUUCAUCCGGGUUCAGGAAAAAUGUACUACGUGGUGUGUGCCUAUCCCAACUCUUACAUAGCAGAGGCGAACAUGGAUGGAUCUGAUGUACGGAAGUUAAUUACAGAUGUGCACACACCAGACGGGCUUGCAAUAGAUUACAUAAACAAUUUCAUUUACUGGACUGACGUGUAUGAGAAUACAAUUCGGCGAUGCAACUUAACCUUAAAUGGCACCAACUGCAGUACGAUCAUUAAUGAGACGAAAUCCACAACUGUCAUCAUUCGCGACCUCGUGGUCGAAGGCGACAUAAUUUUCUACACUGGCUAUGAAAAGGAUUAUGUUGUGGCCUACAACAUGACAAGUAAAACAUCACAGUCAUACGGGAAGGACCUUGGUCGACUAGCCGAUCUAUUGAUUUACACAAGCAGCUCUGUAAACAAACAACCAGUGAACAAAGCCUGUCAAUCUAAUAAUGGUCGCGGUGACUGCAGUGCAGUUUGCCUUCCCAAGGGUAGUACAGACAGGACGUGCAAGUGCAACACGGGAGAAAACCUGCAGGAGGAUGGACGCACGUGUAGCAAUGUAUAUAAUUGCAACUCGCUGAUAGUACAGCCGGAUUCUACACUGGUAACUAUCAGUUCAAUGUGCGAAAAGCGUCUGAACGAUAUGUGUGCCUUCAAAUGCCCUGAUGGCUACAUAGUUAAGAACGCCUCGGUGUUGAUGGUAAAGUGUCUGAACGAUGGAUGGGACAUGCAAACGGAAAUACUUUGUAUAAAAAAGUCGGCUGAUGCCUGUAACAACGAUACUUUGAGCAAUGGCAGACUGGACAACUGUUUUCUUCCUACUGUCGGCUCCACUUGUAAUUUUACGUGCGACGCCGGUUACGCUAAGAGUGCCGAUAAUGUGAUGUGCAGUAAUUCUUUAUUAUGGUUGCCGAAUGAUUCCUGCAAAGCAACGACAACACCAACGACAACAACAAUAACAACGACAACAACAAUGACACCAUUCAAGACAAUACCACCAGCAACACUGACGACAACACUAACGACAACAACAAAAACGACAACAAUAACGACAACACCAAGGACAACACCAACGACAACACUGACGACAACAACAAAACCGACAAACCGUACGACAACGCCAAGAACAACACCAUCGACAACAGUAAAGACAAUACCACCGGCAACACCGACUACAACACCAACGACUACACUAACGACAACAACAAAAACGACAACACAUAGGACAACACCAACGACAACACCACCGACAACAGGAAAGACAAUACCACCGACAACAACGACGACAGCACCAACGACAACACAAUCGACAACAACAGAAAAGACAACAUAUAAGGCAACACCAACGACAACACCGACGACAACACUGACGACAACAACAAAAACCACAAAACCGACAACAACAACAAAAACGACAACAGCGAUAACAUCACUCUGCAUGACCAGCGCAAACGCCAUCCCUAACGGUUCCUUCAACAAAAGCUGUGUCAACCCGAAGGCUGGUCACACCUGCAGUUUCAGUUGUUAUCCGGGAUACACGCAAAUGAACACGACGGUCAAGUGUGAAAAUGACGCCAAGUGGGACCCCUCUAAUCCGUGCCAAGAGAUUCAAGGUGACAAAAGUUCCCAGGUUGCCUCAGCCGGAGGGUUUUCGGGGACAAAGAUUGGAAUUGGAUUUGGAAUUGCGAUUGCGUUGGUCGUCGUCAUAGCAGGCGCAGUAGCGUUGUUUAUAUUCAUCAAGAGACGAAGGUCUACGGAGGUCCCGUAUUCGAAUGCAUCGUUUCAUGCAGAAGAUGAGAACAUUUCGAUUGAAAACCCUGGCUACAUGACCACAGCUCGUAUGAAUGACCAUGGCAUAUGCCCCGCACAAAUAGAUCAUGUGACGUUCGAUCCUUUGCCGACAGUUCCGGUGAAACAGGACGAGGACGGAUUUGUAAAUCCCCUAUACGGCGCCACCGUUCAACCAGGCGCCGACAGAAAUCAGCAGGCAGACAAUGGAGAACCUUUCUAUGCAAGCUCGCAUAUUGCUUACGACAACAGCACUUUCACAUAAGCCUGGUGCCACACAAAAAUAGUUUUAUUAUGUUUUACUUAAUUGAUUUGAGCUAUGGCUGACUUUAAAGAUAUAGAUGCUACUGGGAUUUUGCAUCAUUGAAAUGCUUUUGAUGCGAAUCUUUUGUAUUGCCUUCGAUAUUUUAUAUGACAUAAUUUAUGUAUAAUGUGCCUUCACAUACGUCAAUUGUGUUUAACAAACGUGUGUUAUCGCUGCAAUUGUGUGAGGUUUUUAUUAAAUUGUUAGUACAUGAAAUACCAAAAAAUAUGUUGUUUUGAUCUAGAUUUAAAAACCUAUAAUUGUAUAUGGAACUUAACAUUUCUCCUUCUACCUGUUUUCCAUCGUGACAUGCAUCUAUUUGGAUACAAAAACACAAUAAAAACAUCAUAUAUCGAAAUGACAGAAACAAUGUCAAUAGAAAAUCUUUUUGUUUUGCUAUAUUCUACUCAUUUGCAAGACCAUACGAUUAUCGCAAUUAAUUUUCAAUCGUAUUGGUGAUUAUUCCAAAAAUAUUAUCUAUACAAUAUGAUUAAAUGUCAGGUUUGCAUAGCAGUUAAAAUGAUAUAAGCCAAUCUGUGGGAUAUAAUCCUGCUUGUCGAGUAUAGGCUGUAAUCAUUCCUUGAAUUAUAAUGUCUUUGCUGUCAUUUAUAGAGGCCAUGUUGAAUUACAUUUUAUUCGUAAAAAUGCUUCAUGUAGAAGCACAAAUGUACUAAGUAAGGAGAAAAUAAUUUGGGAAACGAGUGUACUUUCUUUUCAAGUGUUCCCAUAUUUUAUUAUGCUUUGAUUUUAUGUUCUAAUAAAGUGUUAGUUGAUAUAUAUACAUUUACAAAUGCAACUAUAUAUUGACGAGCGCACGCAAAACUAAUUUAUGUGAUAGAAUUAGCUUACGGCGUUAUGCACUUUGCAUAAUAUAUUAUGCU